GGGAAAGUCUGAGAAACACAAAAAAGGCAGAGAAAGCCCGACAGCAGAGGAAAUAAAAUCUGCCCAGGUCAGGAGAGACUUGGCUUUGCAGGCACUAUGAAAAGCUUUCUUUCCUGGACAGUCCUGGCAGUCCUUGUCCUGGUGCACAUCUCCCAGGCUGUCUAUGUUCAGGAUGGAGACUUGAAAUUCCCCCUGGAGUCCGUGAAGAAGCUGAAGGAGCUCAUGGAUGGGAGCAGGCACAUCAACCCUCGCAUGAGGGUUCCCAUGGCCAGCUAUUCCCCAUGCCAAGAAAAACACCUCCCUGAGGAAUUCCGGCCUGUGUGCAAGAGGGAAGAUGCACCGAUGGUUUUUAGGAGGCUGAGCCUGGCUGCCGAGGACGACCUGUGUGAGAUCUGUGCCAACGCUGCCUGCGCCGGCUGCUUCUGAGGUGGAAAAACCCACGCAAGACUUGUCCAGCUGGGAAGUUUGUGCAUUCCCGUGGCAAGAUCAUGUACUGUCACCAAUCAAUAUUCCUGGGCUUCAUCUCCCACUCAGCCAAACUGGAGCUGCCAGCUUGUGGGGACGUCCCUGCAGUCUUGCAGCACCUGGAUCAGGUGCCACUACCAGAGCAGUUCUGCCAUCAAGGAGGCUGUGACUCCUCUGAGAGGUGCAGGUGCUGCCGAAGUUGUGUGACACUGGAAUGGAAAUGCCCUGCUUCAUUUCCCACUGUUUUGCCUGGAUUUGAACAAGCUGAAUGAAACUCAGCCCUGCAGCCUUUUUAAUAGCUUAUAUUUAAUGCCCAAUAAGUAGUAUCUAAUCAUUAAUAUGUGCCUAUAAUUUGGCCUCCCAUCACUGGGUUGUGUGUUUCCAGUCCCUCCUUCCCUCCAGACCUUCCCACAAAUCUUCCACCCCUUUGGAUCCUGAGACACCGCAGGCUUGUUUAGCCUGGUGCGUAGAGCACUGCAGAGGGAAAAAGGGGGGGUAAAGGGGGGCCAAAAUCUUUCCCAGUCCUUCCUUCCCAGUGUGUUAGAUCCCUUUCCCUUCCACCUGUCUGCAGGUGACUGUGGGAAAACAGAGAGCAGAAGGGAGAGCACUGCUAAACUCAUAACAGAAGUGGACACGGUAACUCUGCUAGGCCAUAAGCCUUGGAAGUAGAAAGCAGAACUCUGAAGAGGGAAGCAAGAGAUAACGCUAUGCCUGGCACAGUAUGCUCGGUACGCCUAGUUUGUGAGAAACCAUGUAAUUCUGUACAUGCCUAUGUUGGUCCAUAGAAAGGUAUGGUUAAGCAAUUUUACUAGGAAACAUAAAUGUUAUGGUUAGUGCUACUUUUAGCUACAGCUGAAAAGGUAUACAUGGUGAGCCCUUGUAAUCAAUAAAUUGACUUCUUGCGUGGAAGCGAGUCCCGUCUCUUCAGUCGCCGUCAGGUGACACUUUUGAGUUUGUAGCAGAAAUGCCACAAGUAACUCAAGCUCAGUUCCUGGUGUUUAGGAACACUCUGACAGCCAGAAAUCAGCCUGUUCCUUGUACUGACUGUUGUUGAUUUAGGGAACAGGUGUAGAGCAGCACAGGAACACUUCUUCCCUGCUUGGAUAUCAAGGUUCUUUAAACUCUCUUUGGGAGAAAGGAAUUCCAAAGUACAGCGGUAGAAUCACAUUGAAACAAAAGCAUUGCUUGUUGUUUUAUUCAUUGGUGGUGAGAUUGUGAAGAAAUUAUCUGCCCGUGUUUAUAUGCUGUGCAAGCAAUAAAAACUAGAAAUA
Molecule: messenger RNA, 1736 nt
Organism: Pseudopodoces humilis (Tibetan ground-tit)
Lineage: Eukaryota; Metazoa; Chordata; Aves; Passeriformes; Paridae
Product: guanylin-like
Cellular component (GO): extracellular region
Molecular function (GO): guanylate cyclase activator activity
Source: RefSeq, a predicted model, not a curated record